Messenger RNA from Fusarium coffeatum, 594 nucleotides. RefSeq lists its product as uncharacterized. The transcript has 3 exons. The record is from RefSeq and is a predicted model, not a curated record. The coding region runs from base 1 to 594 and encodes 197 amino acids. Lineage: Eukaryota; Fungi; Ascomycota; Sordariomycetes; Hypocreales; Nectriaceae. Gene Ontology annotation, cellular component: nucleus.
AUGGCGUCCAAGACUGUUCCCGCUAUGAAUCCUUGGGAGGUCAAUGCUCUCAACUAUGAGUUUCCUCAAGAAGGUUCCUUGAACGUUGAUGGUACAGUGAACUCUGCCGGUACUUGGCGUCGAGUUCAAGACCCUGUCAUCUACCCGGGUCUAUAUGCUCCCAGCGGUAUCGACAUCAUGUCCAUCUUGUUCCGAGUAAUGGGACGACCCAACCCCCAAGUUGUUCUUGGCCCCGUCGAUUGCUCUGUUGCUCUUGUUGUUUGCGACAUGGCUAGAUCCGAUGCUCCUGUCAUCUAUGUUUCAGACUCUUUCUCCGAGCUCACAGGAUACUCCUCUCGUGAAGCCGUAGGCCGAAACUGCCGCUUCCUGCAAGCACCACCUGGACAGGAACGUCGUCUCGAUAGGAAGGGCUCAGACAAGGUUGCAUCGCACCGUAUGCGACAAGCUCUCAUGGCUGGAAUGGAGAUUCAGACUUCUGUCACCAACUACAAGAAGUACGGACAACCCUUCAGCAACCUUCUAACCAUCAUCCCCGUCCCUGCCGACAACACUGGUUGUCGUUACUGCAUUGGCUUUCUAUGCGAGAUGGAUUAA